CUGAGGGCCCGUUGGCUUUCAACCUUAUUGUUGCUGCUAUGUGGGGCUCCACGAUUCGAGAAUGGGACGUACUAGGACUAGGUUAUCGUAUUGAGUUUGCGACUGGCUCGACUAGCUGUGUUUCGAUUAUUAAUCACUUCCUUUGGGCGGACAGCUGUUAUGUACUGGCUCGGAGUCGGGAGGAACUCACGCGCAUGUUAUAAGGUCUAACUACACAGUUACAUGACUAUGUCAUGAAAUGGAAAGAGUCCAGCCUAUUGUACAUGGUGUUCGGGGUUGAUCCUCCGCGAGAUGCGGAAGGGGAAAUACUACGCACUGCUGAUCUUGUUCUCUCGAUGGGGUCGGAGGAGUCGGGAGUGUAUCGAUUUAGAAGGGCGACGGAGAUGGAGGUGCUUGGGGCUCAUAUUUGUUCUGAACUACAUGUGAAUGAACAUCCAGAUUUGGACGCUAGUAUUGACUCUGCUCGCAGGGCUUUCUGGGGGCAGGCGACCUUCUUCCGCUCCGCGGCCAUCCCGUUGAAAGAUAAAUAUGAGAGGUAUGCACAGAGGGUUCAGAGUAUUGUGCUCUACGCGGCGGAAGGAUGUUCGGUCGAUUCUAGUUCAUUGAGUGCCCUUCAUAUCUUUGAGGGUAAGCGCCUGGCUGUAAUGUCUCGUUGUAUACGGAGGGAAGGGGAAAGUUAUCAGGAAUGGAAUACGAGGAGGUAUGAACGUGCGAGACAAACAAUUCAUGAUGCACACUAUGCGGGUAUUGUGCAGAAGUUUCUCAGAGUGCACUGGCUGUGGGCAAUCGACAUUCAUGAUUUUGCCCAUAGGUUGAUCACAGAUCGGGAGGCGCUGGAGGCAAACUCGACGAGAGCUUGGAGAGAUUCUCGUUUCUCGUGCCUGGCGUUUGGCCGGCUGUGGGAUCGAAUGAGGACAGAUUCAAGCGAGGCUCUCAGAUGUUGGGGGAAUUGGAAGGAGGCCAGCUCAAUGAAACGACAUCGGGGGGGACAGGAGAGUGUAGGACUUCGUCCGUGGUACUAUUCAUUGGAAUCGUUUUAUGGUUUAUCCUGGUGGGAGUUCUUUGCUGGAAGUUUUGAACAUUUCAUGGAUUUCGCUGCGCAUGUUUGUUCCAGUACUAUGUUGAAGUAUUUCCAAAAGAAGUGCAAAGGUUUGGCGUCCUCAGGGGUGCCUGUGUUCUUGAACUUGGAUGAGGAUGGAGGGGUUCAUAUUGGUCAGGAUCGGGAGGAUACACCAGCAUAUAGGGAUCGUCUCAGCAAACGUAUUGCGUUGCAUAACAUGCGUUGUACACAGUGGGGCCUCGAUACGGAUGGGAUACCACUGGAUAUCCAGGGGGACUCACUGCUUGUAAUUAACUGGCUCUGCGGGAAAUGGAAAGUAUUAGCUCAGGCAUAUCAGAAAAGGGUGGAUACUCUGAUUAAUAAGUUGGACGAUAUGCAGGAAACAUACUCGGUGAGGCCUCCAGAGGCUGGCCGUGACUUCUUCUCUCAUUCUUUUCGGGAAUGGAACCAGAGAGCUGACUUACUGACCCAUCAGGCCCGUCAGGGCCACGUGUACGCCGAUUUCGUUUACCUCAGCGAUUUUGAAUCUCAGUGUUAUACUCCUUGCCUUAUCAAAGCCAACUUUGAUGGGGGCGUUUGUAGCCGCGGAAGUGCCUGUGGUGUGUGGAUACAGAUUGGUCUGCGAAACAAAUAUAUCUUCUCGCGGACCGACAUCAUUUUCAAGGAUGUGUAUCUCGCGGCUUGGUGUCUGCCACCAAGCGCCACUGUUGCAGAUACGGAACUAUCAGCGGCGGAGCGCAUAUGCGAUGUGCUCCCACAGGUAGUGCAGACCUUCUUUGAUCAUUCGCAGUGAUAUGCCACACAUUGUUUCUUCUUUAUCUGUGUUCUUGUUUAUUCCAACAGCUUCGCUGUUCACUGACUCAUUCGUUUGUCUUUGUGUGCUUUGCGUUUGAUUGUGUCAUUGCGGCAUGUGAUUCUCUUUAUUCCUUCAGCUUCGCUGUGUGGUAUAAGAGCUGACUGCUUGCGUGAUAAAUAAGAGGCUCUGUUUCGCCUGAUACUUUGUUGGACCUGGCCUUAGUGGCCAAGACGGUCCCAGCAAAGACGCAAAAAACCAAGGUUGACGGUUUACCGCCGGCGCCCAGUUCUCCACUGAACUCGAGCUGCAGAGCAGCUCCUCGAGAGCUCUUCGGCCGAAAAAUCAGAAGGACAUCGUGAGGCGCGAAGCAUCUAGACGCUUGAUUUUGGUCGCGCAGACGCCAAACACGAAUUGCUAUUCUGUACCUCGUAGAGCUCUUCGGCAUCGAUGAGCUAGAGGAAUUCCGGCGCGGGGUGGAGCUAGUUGGUCGACCCGGCCAGAAAGGACAAAGUGGUAACUUGUGG
Molecule: messenger RNA, 2380 nt
Organism: Prorocentrum cordatum
Lineage: Eukaryota; Dinophyceae; Prorocentrales; Prorocentraceae
Source: the annotation of a GenBank genome assembly